CGCGGCGGCGGGGCGGCCCGAGAGAGAGGGCGAGGGCGAGGGCGAAGGCGAAGGCGAGGGCGGGGGCAGGGGCGGCGGGCGGCCCGCGGCUGAGGAGGCCACCGCCUCCCUGGGCCUGCCGGGGCGGCCGCCUCCGCGAUGCCGCUGCUCGUGGAGGGGCGGCGAGUGAGGCUGCCGCAGUCCGCUGGGGACCUCGUCCGAGCCCACCCGCUUCUGGAGGAAAGAGCCAGACUUCUCAGAGGUCAGUCUGUUCAACAAGUGGGACCCCAGGGCCUUCUGUAUGUUCAGCAAAGAGAGCUUGCAGUGACCUCCCCAAAGGAUGGCUCCAUCUCCAUUCUGGGUUCUGAUGAUGCCACCACUUGUCACAUUGUGGUCCUGAGGCACACAGGUAAUGGGGCUACCUGCUUGACACAUUGUGACGGAACUGACACCAAAGCUGAGGUCCCCUUGAUCAUGAACUCCAUAAAAUCCUUUUCCGGCCACACUCAAUGUGGAAGGCUGGAAGUGCACCUCGUGGGCGGCUUCAGUGAUGACAGGCAGUUGUCACAAAAACUGACUCAUCAGCUUCUUAGUGAAUUUGACAGACAGGAAGAUGACAUUCACUUGGUGACAUUAUGUGUGACAGAAUUAAAUGACCGGGAAGAAAAUGAAAACCACUUUCCAGUAAUUUAUGGCAUUGCUGUCAACAUCAAAACCUCGGAGAUCUACAGAGCCUCCUUCCAAGACCGAGGUCCAGAGGAGGAGCUACGUGCCGCACGAGCUUUAACAGGAGGACCACUCAAGACCCCAGUUCUCUGCCGUGAAGAUGUUGGGGAGGUAUGUGAACACCCAGCACCCAGAUCCAAAGAGAACGAGCCCCUUUUACUUUGUAAGGACUUUACCAGUGAAGCUGCUGCAGAGAAAGGCGAGCUAAGGGGGAAGAAGAGCCUUCUCCCCUCUGCACCUCAGGAUCACACUCUCCUCCGGACCAAGUAACUGAAGACCAGUUUGCUGGGAUGAAUUGAUUAACCCCCAAAAUAAUCAAAUCACUUUAAGAGUCUGAUUGCUUUAGGGUGCUUUUUAAUUAAGUAACACCUUCAUUUUAAAAGUUAGAAAAAUAAAAACCUAAGACUUACACAUUGAGGAAUGGGUGAAAGAAUCCUUUUAAAAUGCUUAAAGUGAAAAAACUAGAAAUCGCAUUCAGAGCACCCAAAAGAAAUCUGCUCACUUAUGAAAUACUGCCACUUUCAUUGGAAAUGUCUGGAUUCAAUGGUCUGUUCUGACAACCCUUUGACAUUGUUAGGGUUCCUUUUGCAGCCUCUCAAGUAGCAUAACAGCCUUGAUUUAGCUAAGAUUCAGGACAUAUUUCAGUCUCAGUAACCAAAAUUGAACAUUGCUGGUGAAGCUGAAAACUACCAUUGGCACAUUUGAGAAUUCAGGGAAUUGAUCAUUUGGCAAAUUAACAUUUUUACAAAUUGGUUUUCCCCUUCUUCUGAUGGGGCAAUGGCAUGUGUACUUUUAAGUUUCAAGGUUACUCGGGGUGUGAAUAAUGAGGCAGUGUUUCAUGUAGCAUUGAGGAGUGUGGACUUCAGUCAGACACACCUGGGUCUGGGCCUGGCCCUAACUCUUAUGGACAUGUGACCAUGGGCAACGGGCCCGUCUCUCUGAGCCUCGGGUUUCCAACCAAAAUGGGAAAAAUGCCAUCUUCCUGCAGGACUGUUGUCAGAACUAAACAAAGUAAUGUCUGUUUCCCACAAAGUGUAGUACCAGAGAGGUGGAAAGUAUUCAGUAAGUAGCAGCUUCUGUUACUUAUGAGACAAAAAUUGAAAGAAGCUUAUCAUCCAGACAAAUGCCUUAAUUUCAAGACUACACUGGAGCUUGCAUUAAAGGUAGGGUUUAAGCUGAUAACAUUCCUUAAAUUC
Globicephala melas (long-finned pilot whale) is the source of this 1901-nucleotide messenger RNA. It is a transcript of the gene NTAN1, whose product is annotated as N-terminal asparagine amidase. The record is from RefSeq and is a predicted model, not a curated record. Gene Ontology annotation, molecular function: protein-N-terminal asparagine amidohydrolase activity. NCBI's taxonomy places the organism in Eukaryota, Metazoa, Chordata, Mammalia, Artiodactyla, Delphinidae. Gene Ontology annotation, cellular component: nucleus. Gene Ontology annotation, biological process: ubiquitin-dependent protein catabolic process.